AUGAGCAAACAUAUGUAUUCGACUGCUAACCUGACCGACAAAGAAUUAAAAGAGCAGGGUAAUAGAUUGUUUAGUCUACGAAGAUUUGAAGAUGCUAUGAACUGUUACACAAAGGCUAUCAUAAAAAACCCAUCCGUGGCCACAUACUUCACAAAUCGUGCGUUGUGUCAUUUGAAGAUGAAGCGAUGGGAAGCGACGUGCAAUGAUUGUCGUCGCGCUUUGGAUAUUGAUAAUAAUCAGGUCAAGGGUCAUUUUUUCCUUGGACAAGCUCUGGUUGAACUUGAAUACUAUGACGAGGCGAUUAAACAUCUACAUAGAGCAAAUGACUUGGCAAAAGAACAAAAGCUAAAUUUUGGUGAUGACAUUGCUGCACAGCUCCGUAUUGCAAGGAAAAAAAGAUGGAAUGUUCAAGAGGAAAAGAGAAUAUCACAGGAAAUUGAAUUACAGACAUAUCUCAACAGGCUAAUUAAUGAAGAUAUGCAACGCAGAAUAGAAACAAUCAAAAUGGAAAACACAAAUGAAGAGGAGGCUAGCUUAAAAAUAGCUAAAGUAGAAGAAGAAUGUAAUAACUACAGCAGUGAGUUGAAUAAUUUAUUUUCCAAAAUGGACGAGAGACGAAGGAAACGAGAUGUGCCAGACUAUUUGUGUGGAAAGAUCAGUUUUGAAAUACUUAACGAACCUGUUAUUACACCCAGUGGGAUAACAUAUGAGAAGAAGGAUAUAGAGGAACAUCUCGAGCGGGUCGGCCAUUUUGAUCCAGUUACACGAGUAAAGUUAACAGCGGACCAGCUUAUCCCUAACUUCACGAUGAAGGAGGUGGUGGAUGCCUUUUUGCAGGAGAACGAGUGGGCACUUGAUUACUAG
This is a messenger RNA of Parnassius mnemosyne (clouded apollo), 864 nucleotides long. NCBI's taxonomy places the organism in Eukaryota, Metazoa, Arthropoda, Insecta, Lepidoptera, Papilionidae. The record is from the annotation of a GenBank genome assembly.